This is a messenger RNA of Chiloscyllium plagiosum (whitespotted bambooshark), 7246 nucleotides long. Lineage: Eukaryota; Metazoa; Chordata; Chondrichthyes; Orectolobiformes; Hemiscylliidae. The record is from RefSeq and is a predicted model, not a curated record.
UUUUGAAAAUGAGAGAUAAUCUCAUUGACACCAAUAAAAUACUCAAAAGUGUUAGACAGGUCAGAUGUUUACCCUGCUUGAGCAGUCUAAAAUAAGGGGACAUAAUUUAAAAAUAAGGGGGAUUCCACUUUGGUCAGAAAUAAAGAGAAGUUAUUUUACACUGAGAAUUGUGAACUUUUGGAGAUCCCCAACACAGAGGGCUGUGUAGGCCCAGACUUUCAGUGUGUUUCGGAUACAGCUUGUUAGAUUUCUGAUUACCAGUGGUGUACAUCUUUAUGGGUAAAGAUAUUUAGGUAUUUGAGUGGCAGGACAGACUCGAUGAACUCAAUGUUCCUAUGUUCCCUCACCAGAGACUGGCAUGGGUCAUUGAAAACUGAGGCCCUCAGCCAGAAGACUGAUCAUAGGAAGCAACACAGUUUUUAGAGUUUAGUCAGAAUUUCACCUGUUUGCAGGCUCAGGCCUCAAGCAAAAUAACAGUAUUCACAGCCAUACCUCUGCAGGAUCUGCACAGAGCAUUGUCCAAGUAUCAUUGGCGCACUUAUGAGGCAGAUCCAAAAUGAAGAAAUUCUCUUGCAACAGUUGUCUUUGAGUUGGGGUAAGCAUGUCUGGUGUCAUGCCGUUAUUUUGGAAGCUUGAAUUAUUUGAUUAUACCACUGAAGACCGGGCCUGGUAUGCAGAAAGAAUGGGAUACUUUUUCAAGGCAAAUGACAUUGGGGCAAAUGAAAAACAACUCGUAAUUCCCCGACAGCUUGUGGAUCUGCAACUUUUUCAGUUAUUAGGAGCUUAAUGUUUCCCAAGGCACCAGAUGCUAAAGCCUUUUAAGAGUUGACAGAAUUUAACUCUGUUCCACAAGCCUCCUCUAACUCUGAGAUGAUAUUGGCUUUACUUGGCAGUUCGAAAACCAAGGGAGUCUGUGUCAGGACUUUUGACUAGGAUAGGUUGACUUGCAGAGGCAUGUGAUUUUGGUUUAAUUCUUAACGAGAUACUGAAAGACCAUUUGGUAUGUGGGAUUAAUGAUGUAACCAAGCAAAAACACCUACUAGCUGAAACUCAAUUAGACUUUAAUAGGCAGUAUAAUGGCUUUGUCAUCAGAAAAUGUGACAAGUGGAGCAUAUGAAUUAUAGGGUGUGCCAAUAGAAGUAGACACCCUUGCCAGGCCAACUGAUCUUGGGGACACCUCUUGAAUGAUAACAAUUGUGUAGUCUCAGUCAGGAUAUAUCCUGAACAGAGUAAGAUCUGGCUCUGAGGAAGCCAGACCAGUGUCAAGUACUAUUUGUGUGUAAAUAAAGGGUGACUGGGUAAUGGGACACUGGCCUCUGUGGAGUUAUUUCACAAAUGCAAUUGCGAGUGGUGGAGUCACAUAUGGUUUCACCUUUGUUAUCCAUCACAACAGAGGACCUCAAGGAUCUUGAAUUGGUCGAUGAGGACACUGGGAGCUUACACUUCAUCUGAACAUUAAGUAAUGCAAGGUUGAUGGCAUAUAAAGAAGGAGAUCACUUGGGCCUGUACACUGCUGAGGUACCUGGGGAGGAAGGCAGCAUUCCAUAUCGGUGACUCCAUGACAACGUAAGAGCAAAAUCCGAUAUGACGACCCUGAAAUCUCCACCGACCGAACGCAAUCCCCACAAAAAUACCAAGAGCUCUGCAAAUCCUCCUCCACUUUGGUGACUGCCGAGUUCUGCAAUUGGUCGUUUUAUCUCCAGUAUUUACGAAGCACUUGUCAUUUUCUAUGAAAAGCAGGAAUGAAAUGAGCGCGGAAGCAACUCCUUGAGGUCGGUGCAAAAAGGUCUCCCCCAGGCGUUGCCUGAAUUAAUCUAUCCACUUGAUACAGGCAGAGAUGAUCUCUGUGUGGUCUUGGUACAGUCCACGCCCUACUGUGUAACGGCGCCUCGCACCUGGGGGAACAUACCAGAGGGUCGUAUCCACGUCUUAAUCUGGGAUAUAUUUCCCAGGUUGGCGAUGUGGGGAAAGUUGGGGAGCUGCUGCAGAUGAACCAAACCGCGACUUGAUUUUGAAAAAUGAUUCAUACCAUAUCUAUUCGUUUCACUUCCAACAUGCGGCUCGCCUACAUUUAAAACGUUUUCAGUCAGUUUUGCACAUAGUUAAAUUAGCAUUGAUGUGCUCCAGUGUGAAAUGUUAUUUCGAAAAGAAACGAAAACAUGCACCGCCCACGACAGUCGAAAGUGCACCUCCAGUCAAUUCGGACUUUAUUUGAGUUUUACACAUUCUGACAAUAUGUCCGAGCUUCGGUACAAAGGAGUUUGUUACAAUUCCAGUGAUCAAGCGGCAGGCUUACCAAUUGCAACAGUAUCUAUAAGGUGACAUCUUCGGUCGACAAUAGGAAACCGCUUUCCAAUGCAUGGAGGCGGGAGAAUAAUAAUAAAUGUUUAUUGUGUGUGAAUCCGACCACUCACAACCCAAUGUAUCUGUAACACCUCCCCAAAAGGGGGUGAUGUCAUGUAGCCAAAGUUGGUAAUAAGGAGGAGCGAUAGGCUUUUUUGUACAUUGCUGCCUGACUGUGUUGUCUGAGGUACAUUGCUCCUUCAGUGUGUUGUCUAGAGCAGACUAUUGUAGAAUUGCUUGGUUCUAGCUGUGCAGUUUAGGAGGGAGGGAAAUAUCAGUGACUGCAAAAAAACUAACGUCUGAAACUUGCAUUGGCUUGUCUGGAGCUUAUUUUACACUGUUUUGAAAGUGUAGAUUUUCCCCUCUCUUGUGUUUUCUGCGAAUUAGUUCUGCAUGAACCACGAUCAAAUCCCUGUAGUAAAUCUGAAUGCAGCCAGACAUGCUGGAAGGUGCCUUAGAAAAAGGAACCGCAGCCUCGGCAGUGUCCUCAGCAAUGUUCUGCAGAAAAGGAAGUGCAUUUCACGGUCUGCACCUCGAUUGCUCUGCACCUUAGAAUCAGGCGCUGAUCCACGAGUGAAGGUUAACACCGAAUGUUUGCCUGUACAAAAUGAAUUUCAGCAGAUCCUUAUGAACAAUACCCCAUUUUUUGGACAACAGUAUGGGACAGCAAUCUGUUCUGAGAUAUACCAUAAGUGGUUUGAGACCUGUCGAGCUAUUGUUUGGUUACCAGCAGGAAUUCCCAAGCGGUGGAGGCCAAGGGUUUGGAUAACGUUGGCAGACCAUCACCUUCAAAGUAUCUCCAUUGACUGGGAAAAAAUCAAGCAUUUUUUCCUUAAUGAGCAAAGAAACCCAAAUGAGGAUGCAUUAGGAAUCCAGAUAGACAAGGUCCUGGUCUAUCUACUUGACAGAGUUCUUCCAGACAAUUAUUUUGCCAGCAAUCUCAGUGCUUUGACCGUUGAUGUUGCAGUCUUCCAUGAUCUGUUAAGAAUUAAACUCCCUGAACUUUCACAACAUCUGGACCGUCUUUGCACAGCAGCCAAAAAACCCAAUGAUGGGAGAUGCAUGCUACCACUUACCAGUGUCAUCACCAUGCAGUGGUUUCUGACUCUCUUCACUUCCUGUCUUCAAAAAGACACCAUCCUCCGGGUUUGGGAUGCCAUCUUGUUUGAAGGGUCAGAGGUGCUAUUUCGAGUGGCUCUAGCGUUAUGGACUCAACUUGGAGAGUGGAUCAAGAAGUGUCAGAGCCCUGAUGAGAUUACAAAAUGGCUGAAUCAGGAGAUGAUGGAGACUAAUUUGAUGGACUGCAGUGAGUUGAUGCAGGCUGUGUAUUCAAUGGAAACUUUUCCCUUCCCACAAGUGGUUGAACUGAGAGAGAAGUACAGUCCUUCCUCAUUCCAAGCAAGGGUCGAUGCCUCAAGCCAUCAGUUGAAGGAAGCUCAGUGCAAGGGAAAAGCAUCAAAUGAAAUUCAUGGAAUUGACACUUUCCUUUCUGCAGUGGGCUGCCCCCGGGCACAUAAUCCAUUACACUGUCAGAAAACAGCUCAAAAUGAAAAGCGAAAAAGCAGCUGUAAUGUGGGAAAGACUGUUCCAGCCACAAUUGCUGAGAGUGUAUCACAGCCUCAAAUAGCAGUAAACAACACAGAGUACACAGCAACGCAUACACCCGUGUUGAAGCAACAGUACUCAAAAAUGACCAAGAGACAGCAACAAAACCAGUACCUAACUCCCAGACAUGGUAACAAUGAAUCUUGCUCUCCUGGGACACCACUUCGUUCCAAAAAGUCUAAAGUUAUAAAUCGAUUCCUUGGUGGAAAAACAUUAAAGAACAGCAGCAAAAGUAACCGAGUUCACCACACCCCAAAUCCCAGGACACCUCAGCCCAUACAGAAACAACAGAAAAAUAAGAUAACUGUCCCUUGGUGUUCUCAAAACAGAGUCCCCCGGAACGUCUUGACCAGGAAUCUGAAGGUUAAGUCAGGCUGCAGUGAUACAGUAGGCCUGCUGGAAGACCAGACAGAUAGCACCAAGGCAGAAGUUGUCAAAGUUGAUGAUCCAGUCCAUAGAAUAAUGGAAGAGAACAGGAAAGGUUCUCAGUUACACUGUGAAGCCAGAAUGAAUUAUGGUGAACAAUUGGCCAUUCAAUUGUGCAAAAGGGAAGUUGACAAUUUGGCCAAGGUUGAAAAUUUACUCAAGACACUUCAGAUAGGGGAGCCAAACCAUUCUUUAUUUGCAGCAGAAUCCAGCAACCAGCUCGGGGUCCAUGAUGGUUGUGUGGAUUUGAGAAAGGAUCGGUUCAGAGCAAAGAAUUUCACAGCUCAGUCUAUUACCAAAGCGAAUACCACAGACAGUACUCCACUUGUUCACCUCUCUGGAAACUCUCUUAGAACACAAAAUUUAGGUUUAUAUGGAUCUUGCAGCAACAUCCAGAUAUCGCCAUUCAAUAAAUGAUUAAGAAAAGAAAUGCUACUGCCUUGGUUUCUAAUGGAAGACUGUUCAGUAUGGACCAGAGCCCAGUCUCAGGGUUCUCAUAGCAGAGAGGUCAACUGGGUUUUGUGUGAAUGUUACCCUUUCGGUGGGUGCUGGCUGAGAAGUGAAGAGCCAUCUGGUGCAUGGAGGAACUGCCACCACCAUCUGGAUCUGGAGCAGCUGCACGGAUGAGUCGCCGAAGUAUAAGCACGACAUUGCUGCAGGGUGCAUCUGCUACUAAAGAUGCAUUGCUGCAAGUGAUCAGUCAAAAGAGAGACAACAGCUGCUACAAGAGACUCAGACUUAGGGAAAGAGCAGUGUAUCAUAAAUAUCUCAACUUUGAUAGAGGGACUACUGUGAGGUACCCAGCCUGGGACAGACCAGACAUAUGGCUGUAGCAUUUGUAGACAUAUUGUACAUGGAAACACUACUGUUUUGUGUAAAAUAAGCAUACUUUUUAGAGUCCAGUAUUAUCUUACUGGCAGUACACAUUUUCUGAUAUUCGAGUCUGUUGCAAGAAAUGUAACCUAACGUCAGAAUACUGCAGUUAAAUCCUUGGAGAGAGUAUGCUACAGCAUGCUUUUCAAUUGACAGAAUGUGUGCUGUAUGAAUUCCAGAUCAGGCUGAGUUAGGAAUUCCCAUUAGGAUCUGUGGUUUGUUAAUUUACUCUUCAUUGCAGUGUUAUUAAACCUAUCCAUUAUUGCAAUUUACUUUCAAAUGUUAACUGGUGUAUCAAACAAUAGAACAGCAAAUACUGCAGAUGUAAAAAUAUUCCAUAGCUUUAUAAAGAUCCAGAGUUCUACUUAAACAUUUGGAAUCAGAUUUAUAUUUUUAAAGUUGUGGCAACAGAAAUGGUUAUUUUGAAAGUCAUACAAAUUUUGAAGGUCUCACAACAUUCGGUGCUCAAAAAGUUUAAUAAAACUCACGACUGUUAAGAGGUGCAUGCUUCCUACGUGAAAUAUGUAAUUUUUCGAAUUGAUGCCACUUUUAAAUAUUGGUGCAUGCAGUAGAAGAGAUCCUGUGUCAAUUAUGCCUGGAAUACUUCAAGCUUACUCAGAAAGACAAUAGCCAAUUGCUAUUUCCAACACAAAUAACUACUGGCAUCAAAUAGCAAUUAGAUCAUGUAGAUCAACUGGUUUUGAUUUUCCAUUGAAAAUUCAGAACUUAACAGCAAAAUCCCACAAGCUAGUACUUUGCAAGUAACUAUUGCUUUCAUGAUGGAAGUGCCAAUUUAAGAGAGAAGGGAUUAAAUACAAUUUAAAUCUAGGUGUUAGGAAAUACUUGAAUGUUUUACUGGUUUGUAAAUAAAUGAAACACAUUAAUCUGCUAAGUCUUGCAGAUCUAGUCGUGAUGUAUCGUAUUGCCAAAUGUUGCUUUAAUUCUUGUGGAAGUGUUAAACAAACUAAAGCCAUAUAUAUAUUGACCAGGAAUGAAUGCAUUGUAGAGGUGGGUGCCAACACCUUGUAGAACAGUGCAUCUUUGUUUUGAGACAUUGGUUUGAAAUUCAACUCAAUACACAUGAACACUUCUUCUGUUGAAUAGGUGUUUACAGUCCCUCGCAAACUGAUUCUGGGUAACCUUAGCCCCAUUACCAUUAGAUAUGAAUCUAAUGCAAAGAUUUUGUCAAAAUUCAUUUCAAAGAGAAACACUGUUCUUAACUGCUUUCCUAAUCUCUGGACUGCAGCACAGUGUUAGUCCAUUGUGAGGGGAGCAUUAAAUUGUUUCUGUCUUGUGCUAUUGUUGACCAAUACCUAUUUAAUACUACCACAAAACAUGUCUUCCAUUUUCUAAUAUUGCUAAUCUUUACAUCAGUGAUUCAAGAGUCAUUUUUCAUCUGCAUUCCAGAAACUUUGACUUUCCCAAUUCAACUACCAUCAAAAUGUUCAAUUCUAGGAAGUAGAAGGUAAUUACAGAAACAAGAAAUAAGUAUUUCAUACCAUUUACAACAGCUAUCUGAGAAGGAAGCAUAAUAGUAUUAAAAAUAAGCAUUAGAAUACAAAACAGAAGUUCAUAUAGGAAAACCAAGGACAAGGAUUAAAAUCUCAAAGCAAAAUGAAAGGCAAAAUGUGAAAUCUAAGAGAUGUGAUUCACUUCUAGGAAGCCAAUAGUAUAGAUAAUUGAGAAUUCAAGUGGAAGAUAAUACAGAAAACUACUAUAUCAUUUGAUUUGUUGAUCCAGGUUUUGCCACAGAGAAAUAGAUAACAGUGCUUCUUGAGAAGGUAGGCAGUGGGAAGAAAGGCCCCAAACUAAAUAACUUAAAUGAAAAAUGACUUAUUGUCUGAAAGAAUUUGAAUUAAUGCAUGAAAAAUCAUCCAUAAAUAUGGACCAUAACCAACUUAGAAUAUUGAAUGAAGAUACAUACUAAUUCAAAGUUUGUGAGAAGAUUUGUAGCUCGGCUGCUCGUUGUUGUGGUUCUGUUCACCGAGCUGGGAAUUUG